ACGUAAUCUCGACAAAAGAUUUAUUUAUUUGUUUAUUUAUUUAUUUAUUUGUUUUAAAUUCAUAGGGUGCAUUGCCUUACUUUUUACUUUACAAUUCCAUGGUUUUACCUUUUUUACAAUAAAUUUCGUCGCUAGUCCGGAACGCUCCAACCUCGCCGUAACACUGAAUCCAAUGCACUCUCAACACGCAAGCUGGGCUGCGAGGCGAUCCGCCUGCCAACUCCCGCAAACGCGACACAACACAUGGGACCCACCAAAGUUUUGCGCCGGCGCUGCGUUUGGCAUUCUUUAGUUAAACGUGAACGUAGUCCAAACCUCACCUCCGCCUUCAUGUUCUCAGACGCGCAGCGCCGACACGACUACACAUUUGUCCAUCAAAGCUAUGCCAUCACGAUCGAAUCCAAUUGCGGUUGCGCAGUCGCAGCCGCCCGGCGAUUCGUCGCCGGCCUUGCACCGUCUGCGCAACAUGUGGCAAUUCGCCAACCUAUGCCAGUGGAUUUACAUGUUUGGUAAAGUCGCCAAGAUAGAUGAGUCCAUUGAAAUUGAGGACCUCGAAAUGGAAUGCCUCAAGCCAAGCUCGCCAGUGUUGACAGACCUCGCACUCGCUUUACUCAAACUUGUAUCGCAGCACCGCGGCCUCACGUUCGUUUUGAUUUCCACCUCCCGGUCCACGAUAUAAGUCACUUACAUUGAGAUUUAAUACUAGAACCGACAUUCUUGACGAUCAAUUGCGAAAACAAUACCUUUAUCACCUCCCCGAUAACAACCCAUUGGGCUCCGUUGAAGAAGACACUGCCCAGUCUUUUGUAGAUCUGGACUCGUUCCAAAAGAUCAUUAUCCUGCAACAAUUAACCCAGUGGGCGAUGGCUUACCCAGAGAAACUCAGAGACAAGAUGGAAGAACAAAAAGAUCAAGACCAGGCUACAUGGCGUAUAGAACCUUAUGGAUGGGAUGGAGAAGAUCGUACAUAUUUUGUGCUAGACGACAAUCGCGUAUAUCGGUUAUCGGACGCUCCCGAGCCUCCAGCUCCUAUUAAACCAGUGAAGAAGCGCAAAUCAUAUGCAAGCGGUCGGCGUUUAAGCAAACGAAGAAGAACUAUCGACGCUGACGAAGGCCCUGAUGUCGAGGAUGGCCUGGAGCAUACUGAGAGCCAGGCAGCCGUUCCGGAAGAAGCCGCAGAUGCUUCCCUUGGGGGAAUGAAGUGGGAAUGCGUGGCAAUCACACUUCCUGACGUGCAGACUCUUAUAAACGGUUUCCGUAAGACACGCGACGGGAACGAAAAAGUCUUGCGACAGCAACUAGAAGACCACCUGCUUCCCAUAUUAGAGAAACAGGAGGAAAGCCGCAAGAGAAAAGAAAUUCAGAGGGAACGUGAGCUAUUGAAUCUUGCGAAAAUGGCAACAGCGAAACGUUCGAGUCGACUAGCGAAUAAGGCGGAGGUAAAGAAGCAGGAAGAGCACGAACGAGAGGAAGAAGAAAAGCAGAAACUAGAUGCUCUGUUUAGGAAAAAGCAGGAGCAGGAGCAGCGCAAGCUGGAGAAACAGCGUGAUGAACGACUUUUUGCAAGAGAAAGAAGACUUAAGGAACGAGAAACACGCCGCAAGCGGCAUCAGGAAGAGCUUGCUCAACUCUCUGGAGACGGUGUUUUGCCAAUGGAUGGAAGUAUGAGAAUGUCAGAACGAUGUCUUCAUGCCGAGAUCGAACGAAACAAACAGGCACUCGAGCAACUAGAUGAAGAGGAAGAAGAUUGGACAUUUGAUUGCGUGUGCGGUUUAUACGGUCAAGUUGACGAUGGUGCUCACAGUGUGGCAUGUGAACGAUGCAAUAUUUGGCAGCACAGCCAAUGCAUUGGUAUUACGGAGAUGGAGGCAGAAGAUGCCGCUUUCCACUUCAUAUGUGCCAACUGCAAACGUCGCCUAGAAACACCUCGCAAAACUAUCAAAAUCAAGGUCAGAUCCUCUGCAGGCAAGGACAAAGACGACCAAACUCCACGCGGCUCAACAGCCUCGCCCGAGUCGAGAAGAGGACUAGUAGAAACAAACCCGCCCUCUACUAAGCCAUUGACACUACUGGAAACCGAAUUAGCCUCGAAGCCGACUCAACUUACUACAACAGUUAUCGACAUACCGAAAGUUAAUCAGCCCCCAACAUCAAACCAGCCCCAAGUCGUGCAGCCAACCCUAUCCAACACACAACCCAAAAGCCAGACACCGACCACACAAACACCUCUGGGACCUGUUAUUCGAAGUGUGCCUGAGGCGACUGAGAAGGAGCGAGAAAUCGCGAUCCCUGUUGUUAGUGCUAGGGAACCCAGUAGCACAGUCGCGAUCGAUAUUAAUACCGGUAUGAUGCCGGAAACAACACAAUUAUACACUUUGGGGAAACGACAACCAUCGCCUUCCAAUACUCCCGCCGACUUCCUGGCCAAUAACCAGCCGAUAACAUUGUCCAAUACUACAAUCCCAACUCAGAAACCCAGCACUGUACUGCCUCCGUACGUUACAAAUGCGCCCGCACCAGUCGCGCCCGUUGCGCCCCGUGCGGAUAACCAUUUACCACUUCCAAUGCAACAAUUACUUGCACCGAAAUCAUCUCCACCCUCAGUUAGCUCGGCACCAUCCCAAGACGCUGCGAUGCCCGCACGAGAGCCACACAUGGCACAGCCACCACCUGUGAUACAGCACACCCACUCAAAUAUGUCGCCCCCGAUCCCACCAAAUCCUUCAAUUGAGUCUACGCACUAGUAAAUACCAGGAUCGUUGAGUAUCAGAUGUCAAGGCUCAUGACAUAAAAACAAUGCAGCAGGCGGAUUAGACUUCAAAUACAACAAAACAGCCUGGGUGUCCAUUCAUGCGGUUUUCUUGUGUAUUUUCGUGUAUUAUAGUAACUUAAACAAUAUAUAAUGUGUCUUGAUUCUUG
Molecule: messenger RNA, 2919 nt
Organism: [Torrubiella] hemipterigena
Lineage: Eukaryota; Fungi; Ascomycota; Sordariomycetes; Hypocreales; Clavicipitaceae
Source: the annotation of a GenBank genome assembly